This is a messenger RNA of Saprolegnia diclina VS20, 201 nucleotides long. RefSeq lists its product as hypothetical. Bases 1 to 201 code for a protein of 66 amino acids. The record is from RefSeq and is a predicted model, not a curated record. The transcript has a single exon. Lineage: Eukaryota; Oomycota; Saprolegniomycetes; Saprolegniales; Saprolegniaceae.
AUGCGCGCCGAGCUCGUGUCGGCAUUUGCGCACCUUGCCCACGCGGUGCUCACCGCGCUGACGACGCUGGACCCGGUAGACAACGACGACGAUAUGGACGCGCUGGUUGAUGAGCUCCGAAACUUUCUGCAGGUCCCGACCGAGCUCGUGGGCGUCGACCACCAGUUGCCCAUGGCGUGUGGUGAAGCAACCCAUUGCUAG